GAGCAUUUCCACGACUGUCUGGCUCUGUGUUCCACAUAAGUGAAGGGAGAUAACAACGCUGCCAUUACUUUCCUGCCCUGUAGGUGGCGCCUUGUCACAGGGUCGAUGAAGUUUAGACGCUUAAAAAAAUCUGCUGGCUCCCGAGAUCGAGAACGCGCUCUGAGUCGCUUCCCCAGCAUGUGUUUACUCCUAAAAGUUCCUGUCACUGUACUAGCAGGACUAUGUCUGCUGUGACGCCUCCUGUUAAUGACCGGCAUGUUUCUCAUCGACGUGAGUUAGAAGAGCUACCAACGGAAAACCGGAGAAGACAGCAUAUUCCUCCGCCUGUCCAGGGUGGAAGGCAGGCACCACUGCACAGCCAGCGGCACCGGACUGAUGUCAGCCAGAACCGCCCUCGAACUGAUCCCAGUGCAACCUGGUCCCGCACGAAUGAUCCCAGUACCAGAGAGCCUCUGUUGGACGACUGUGAGCGAAUGGGGACUCUGUUUGGUUCGCUCAACAAGUGUCUGCGGGGAAUGGGCUUCAGCCAGAUGUACUUUGGGGACAAAACAGUGGAGCCGGUCGUGAUCGUCUUCUUCUGGCUGCUGCUCUGGUUCCUGGGCAUCCAGGCCUUAGGACUGGUGGGAACUCUGUGUAUUAUCAUCAUCUACAUCCAGAAAUAAUGUUGAUGAUUUGAGUGGUGCUUGGUGAAACUCUGGAGAGGCCUGUACUUAUACACUCUUGGUGAUUUACGAUGCUUUAUAAUUGUGAUUGUCCAUCUGGAGCCUUCACUUGCUUUCCACAGUUGAUGCAAACAAUGGAGACUGAUUAAAGAAAAACCAGCACAGAGCCAGAUUAAUGGAUUUGGUCAUCUUGCAGUAUUUACCACAGAGGACGCGGCGUCAGUUUGGGGUAUUUUUGUGGCUGGUUUGAUUGCAUGCACGUUUAUGUUCAUGUACAUUUUGGGGAGAAAUAUUAAAUGAAUCCCACAAAGAUGAUUCACUAAUGUUUGCAGUGCACAGUUCACUGUGAAUUGUGUUGAGUGUAAUGCUAACAGUGUCUCAUUUUGGGCCAGAUGUGGUUGUGAUUGUGUGUCUUUAUUUGGACAGAGAAGGGCUGAUUUAUCGAGUGCAUGAGUGAUGUAGAGGCCUUCAUGCUGUGAGCACAGUAGCUGAGCUCUGGCUCAUCGUGCUUCACUCAGUCCUCAUUCUGCAUCCACAUGUUUCUGCAUCAGGACAGAGGAGGAGAAUCCCAAUGCAUGGAAGUUACAGUGACCUGAUGGGCUUCCAGUGUGUCAAAGAUCAUUCCACAACGACACAAUCUGUUGUGUGUUUUCUCAGCCUGCACAAAUAUGGCGACUGUUUUCUUUCUUUCUGAUUUUACAGUUGUUAUGAAGCAAAUUGAAAUGUAAUUUCCAAUGUGACAAUAAUGAGACUCGGAGCUGCACGAUGUGACGAUGUGGAAUUUUGACUUUGACGCAUACCUGCACCCUCACACAGCCUGCUGAAAACAAACCAUGUUGUGCAUGUUUAAGAGUAACGGUAACAUGAACAACUUAGCGGUUACGCUCAGAUUUCAGGUUUAUAUGGUGGAAUUGUAAUAACAGCGCCCUCCUCUGGUUGAGUCCUGCACU
This is a messenger RNA of Haplochromis burtoni (Burton's mouthbrooder), 1612 nucleotides long. It is a transcript of the gene fam241a, whose product is annotated as family with sequence similarity 241 member A. The coding region runs from base 222 to 662 and encodes 146 amino acids. The transcript has 2 exons. NCBI's taxonomy places the organism in Eukaryota, Metazoa, Chordata, Actinopteri, Cichliformes, Cichlidae. Gene Ontology annotation, cellular component: intracellular membrane-bounded organelle. The record is from RefSeq and is a predicted model, not a curated record.